AUGUCCUUGAUUCAUGCUUUGAUUGCGAAAGGAUCAACAAUCCUGGCCGAACACAAGGCAGGAGGCAGGGACUUUUCGCAAGCCACACAAACCAUUCUGUCUAAGAUCCCUCCGAAUAACAGCAAAUUGACCUACGUCUGGGAGCAAUACCUAUUCCACUACAUCUCCGAUGGAGGUUUCACGUAUCUUGUCAUGGCAGAUGACUCCGCGGGUCGCCGAAUGCCAUUUGCGUUCUUGAACGACCUACAGCGAAAGUUCACAUCAGCACCCUCAUCGUCAUCGUCAGAUGAUACUCCGGCUUACUGUUUGCAAGGCACCUUCGGGCCCACUAUCGCGGCGUUGGUGCACACGUACAACACCGCUCCACCUGUCGACGAACUCACCCGAGCCCAAAACGAACUGAAUCAAGUCAAGGAUAUCAUGGUGCAAAACGUCGAGCAGAUUCUCAACCGAGGCGAGAGAAUUGAGCUGUUGGUUGACAAGACAGACGUCAUGGCGGGACAGGCGACUGCGUUCAGGCGGGGUGCUCGGACGGUCAGAAGGCAGAUGUGGUGGAAGAACAAGAAGAUGCUUGGAUUGUCUGUCCUCGUAGGCUUGUUCCUUUUCUACAUCCUUUUGGCGCAAGUCUGCGGGGCCGGAUUGAACCAGUGCCAUUAA
Molecule: messenger RNA, 657 nt
Organism: Cyclocybe aegerita
Lineage: Eukaryota; Fungi; Basidiomycota; Agaricomycetes; Agaricales; Hemipholiotaceae
Source: the annotation of a GenBank genome assembly